Molecule: messenger RNA, 2779 nt
Organism: Pungitius pungitius (ninespine stickleback)
Lineage: Eukaryota; Metazoa; Chordata; Actinopteri; Perciformes; Gasterosteidae
Product: serine/threonine-protein kinase MAK-like
Exons: 8
Coding region: 1958-2779 (273 amino acids)
Biological process (GO): intraciliary transport; protein phosphorylation; intracellular signal transduction
Cellular component (GO): cilium; cytoplasm; nucleus
Molecular function (GO): ATP binding; protein serine/threonine kinase activity
Source: RefSeq, a predicted model, not a curated record
CUGCUUUGUAUCAUCAGACCGAUGACUCUCAAAUGCGUGUUUUUUCUAUGAGGAAUAGAAAGAACACGCAAUAAAAUGGCAACCCUUUUGGAAAUGGAAGAUAUAAUCAAAAUUGUAUUUAGACUUCGAACACAGUUUUUUGAGUUGAUUCACACAAAAAUAUUUACAAUAACUGAUGCAUAUUGUGUUUCUUGAAAUUGAGAUGUAUUUUGAAGACUAAUUUACAGAAAUCCGUAAUUUAGCCUUUUGAUUAUUGUUUUUCGUCACUGUCAUUUCCCGGAUAUCUAAAUAUACAGGAGCUAUUUUAAGCCCCAAAGCAAGUACCCUUUUGAAUAUUAUGUGAACAAAAUAUCCGGUUUUCAAAUUGAGAAGCAGGGACAUUUCAAGGGUCCUUGUAUCCGCAGAAAAACAAGGCUAUUUUGAUUUCGUAAUCCAAAUUCAGUAACAUUUACGGUACACUAUAUUGUGAGCCAUAAUAAUUUGUAGUUUGUUUAGUAACCCGACGGAAAUAUCCUUAGUGACUGUUUGUGUAACAACACAAUUUCUUUAGGUGAUGUCUACUGACAUUGAGUAAUAUCUGAUUUGAGUCCUUUUAAUUCCUCAAGGUUCAUAAAAAAGUGGAUUUACCUGAGACAUACAGCCCAGUCAACCAGCUGUGGGUUAGAAACGAACCACUAGGUGGAGUAUUUGUAACAUAUUUCAGCAUACCAUGUCAUACCAUUAUGAUUUCAAAUCUUUAGAUUACAUCACAUGUCAUUUAGCAAUAACAAUUACAAUAAGUGCAUUUAUGCCCUAAGGAUACAAACUCAGAAAAAAAACAAAAACAAAGACAUUGCACGUUAAGAAGUGUUCUGAUCUGAAUUACAUUUAUACACAUCAACAUUUCGAUACAUUAAAUUAAUAAUUGAAUUAUGCAAGAUUUCUUUUCUUAAUAUUUUGUGUGCUAUUCUAGGUGUUUCGUGUUGCAUAGUAUUUUUAUUGUUAUUGGCUCAAGCAUCGUUCGUUGCCUAGGAGACCGGAAGUCGCUCUUGUGAACGGACAUCGCCCGCACCAUCUCUCCAUCACCGUGAUAUCUCUAUCAUCAAUAAAUGCCCUCUUUGGUUGGUAUACCUUAUCCAAUUAAAUGUAAAUACUAAUAGGAAUCAUACGAAUCAUUAUUUGGUUAACAAACCAUUAUUUAAAAAGGGUUUAGAAGAAUGUUAACUAGCUAACUAACUAAUGUUAAAGUUAGCUUAUACCAUUGUAGUACAGUUAGCAGACUUGCUAACAUUAGUUGUUUACCAAUCCGCUAAAUUGGUAAAAGAUGUAUGAUAACGUUUUGAGACACUGUGAUGAAAUUAUUGGACUGUAUAAAAGUUUGUAAAGUUUUGUUCAAUGUUUCUCAACAACCAAACACAUUUUUGUAAAAACAGAGAGAUAAACGUUUGAUUUCAAGAUCUGUAUGCAGGGUGUUGAGCUGUAGAUUUCAGGUAAAGUAUUAAAAACAGCAACCCCAAUGUGAGUUGAUUGGAAAAGAAAGGCAUUUGGGAUUAUUAUCUUUAGCCACAACAUGGUUAUGUGGCCAAAAGCAUCUUCCAAAUGGCAGUUGAGUUGUUUUGAAUGACAUCCAAACACCUCAAAACCACUGGCACUGUGAUCAGUGCUAGACAAUGCCAGUGAAGCCCUCUGAUUCAGAAUCAAAUUCUUGAAUGUAGUUUAGGUUCACAACUUCAUCACACCUUAAAAAAAAAAGACUCAUCAUGUGUCCUAAGUGAACCUGAUAAACGUUUCUCCGGGUUCUCCUGCGAGGACUCUUUCUUAAUCACAUGUCAACUUUAAUCCACUUCCCCUCGCAGGGGAUCGACCUUUUGCCCGCCGACGAGGCUUAGCUAACUUAUCCAUACUCCCUCGCCAGGUAAACUUCCACCUCCCUUCAUCACCUCUCAGAGAGAAAGGCCCCUCGGCCUGUCUGUGGACGAUGAACCGCUACACCACGCUGAAGCAGCUGGGGGACGGCACGUACGGCAGCGUGCUCCUGGGAAAGAGCAACGACACUGGGGAGCUGGUGGCUAUAAAGAGGAUGAAGAGAAAGUUUUAUUCAUGGAAUGAGUGUUUGAAUCUAAGUGAAGUGAAGUCCCUGAAGAAGCUGAACCAUACCAAUGUGGUGAAACUAAGGGAAGUCAUCAGAGAAAACACCGAUCUCUACUUAGUCUUUGAGCACAUGAAAGAAGACCUCUAUCAGCUCAUGAAAGAAAGAGACAAGUUGUUCCCUGAGCCAGUCAUCAGAAACGUCACAUUUCAGAUAUUACAGGGACUGUCCUUUAUUCAUAAACGUGGGUAUUUUCACCGCGACAUGAAACCGGAGAACUUGCUCUGCAUGGGCCCAGUGCUGGUUAAGAUUGCGGAUUUUGGACUAGCAAGAGAAAUCCGCUCGCAGCCUCCUUUCACUGAUUAUGUGUCCACAAGAUGGUACCGAGCCCCAGAGCUUCUACUAAAGUCAACAUCCUACAGCUCCCCCGUUGACAUCUGGGCCGUGGGAUGCAUCAUGGCGGAACUCCACACCCUCGUGCCCCUGUUUCCUGGCGACAGUGAGGUGGACGAGAUCUUCAAGAUCUGCCAGGUGCUGGGAACGCCGAAGAAGUCAGUCUGGCCCGAGGGACACAACCUCGCCGCCUCGAUGAGCUUCCGUUUCCCAAAGUUUGUCGCCGCCAGCCUCAGAUCUCUGAUCCCCAACGCCAGCCACGAGGCAAUCGCACUGAUGGAAGACAUGCUGCAGUGGGAUCCGAAAAAAGCAUCUUGA